AGUUUCUUUUAGACUACAAGGAGAAAAGGUGUAUAUACGGCUUAAACGCGCACGAUUGCAUAUGGCGGAAAUUUUUUGUUUUUAUUUUUUUCUACUGUAUAAAAAUUCCAAACGAAACGAGUGCGAUAAUCAUAAAAGCGACGAAUUAGUGUCGAAAUAAAAACGAAUAUUGAAGAACCGGCUAAGGCAAAGACGCGACCAAGUGGAAAACGCAUGUAGUGAAGUGUUUUCUUUGUGUUCUCUCGUUUGCUGUGGUUCCUUUGAAAUUAACUGCAAUAAUAAAGUGGAUUAAGUAUAAUUUUACACAAUCACAAGUAUUUUAGUGAUCACGAUAUAAACCUAAAACAUUUAUUUGCAUAGUGAUUUUUUAAAAAAAGGAAAAAGAAAAAAAAUAUUACGCCACUUUGCCAUUAAACCAAACGUCUUUUUUUAGCACUGAAAAGUAAAAAGUAAAUACAUAAGUUUAUUUUUAAACGAAAACACGCGCUUAGCAGCAAGAACCGAAAAGUGAAACGAAGUUUAAAGAGCAUAAACAAAAAUAAUUAUUCCCAAUAAGAAACGAGUGUGUUAAUCAUAACGUAAUAAUCCUCUUUUUUUCAUUUCAUUUCUGUUGAAAUUUAAUUUUGUUUGCAAAUUUUUUUUUGUUUUUGUUGUUAAACACACAUAAAACGGCGGCAGGCAAAUCUGUAUUUUUGCCUACCGAAAGUGAAGUAAAAAAUUGAUGCUUAAAUGGAUGCAACAUCAAUAAUCACACAAGUCUCACGCGACGAUGAGCAGUUGAACGUGUGUGCAAAUGAGAAAGACGAUGUCGAACGCUUAAAACCACCAAAACGCGGCUUCUUUCAAUCCUUUCUAUGCUGCUGGCGACGUAAUCGCACGAAAACCAAUCAAAAUGGCACAUCAAUCGAUGGUUCCACAACACCGCCACCAUUACCGGACCAACAAAGGUACCUACUACCUCAGGUUAGGCACUCGGAUAUGCAUAAAAAAUGCAUGGUCAUCGAUUUGGAUGAGACAUUAGUGCACAGUAGUUUUAAGCCGAUUCCAAAUGCUGAUUUUAUUGUACCAGUGGAAAUUGAUGGCACCAUACAUCAAGUUUACGUACUCAAAAGGCCCUACGUCGAUGAGUUCCUGCGAAAAAUGGGCGAAUUGUACGAGUGUGUUUUAUUUACAGCAUCACUAGCCAAAUAUGCAGAUCCCGUUGCCGAUCUGUUAGACAAAUGGGAUGUGUUUCGUGCAAGACUGUUUAGGGAAUCGUGCGUUUAUUACAGGGGAAAUUAUAUUAAGGAUCUAAAUCGUCUUGGACGUGAUUUACAAAAAAUCGUCAUUGUCGAUAAUUCACCAGCGAGUUAUAUAUUUCAUCCAGAUAAUGCGGUUCCUGUAAAGUCAUGGUUUGAUGACACAAGCGAUUCCGAAUUACUUGAACUGAUACCGCUGUUUGAGAAACUCAGCAAAGUCGAUUCUGUAUACAGCGUUCUGUGCAAUUCCAACAAUCCACUGAAUAGUGUUGCGAAAAUGUAA
Molecule: messenger RNA, 1521 nt
Organism: Rhagoletis pomonella (apple maggot)
Lineage: Eukaryota; Metazoa; Arthropoda; Insecta; Diptera; Tephritidae
Product: phosphatase Herzog
Exons: 6
Coding region: 730-1521 (263 amino acids)
Molecular function (GO): RNA polymerase II CTD heptapeptide repeat phosphatase activity
Source: RefSeq, a predicted model, not a curated record